AAGAAGAAGUAGCUUGAACCAGUUGACUACGAGGCUUUCACAUUUUACAACUGGAUGCCAUUGGAUGAUUCUAUUGUCAUCCAUGAAAUUGCUGCUGCUGCUGCUUGUCCUCACCAUACCCACACAACUGACUGGAGUUAAAAGAUUUAAUCACAAUUUGGAAUAAGAAACACCCCAGCAGCUCUACUGAAGAGGAAAUAACUCCUUUCUAGAUGGAAAAUAAGGCAACAAAGAAUGUGAGCUGUUCACAUUAAUCUCUGAAAGUAGGAAACAACAAAGUCCUUUGCCUCCUCUUUGCAGAAGGUUUUUAGAAAUCUUAAUUUCAAUAGAGUUGCUACAAGGUGGACUAGCUAUCCCCCAAAUGUGCUGAUUGGUUUUGCAGCAAUUCUUUGAGGUGGUGAAACACUCUGGGAUCAUCACCUGAACAGCAAGGGAAAUAUAUGACAAUGAUGGAUGAACAUGCAAAAGAGCAAAACUAUAUUUCAAUUAAAGAACCCCCCAAAAAUGACCAGUAAUCACUGCCAUUACUGCAUGGAAUCCCUUCUUGGCAGGAGGUAUGCACUGAGAGAAGAGCAUUCUUACUGUGUUACGUGCUAUGAUGACCUCUUUGCUAACUCCUGUGAAGAAUGCAAGAAGCCCAUUGAAUGUGAUGCCAAGGAUCUCUCCUAUAAAGGCCGCCACUGGCAUGCAGCGUGCUUCAAGUGUGCCAAAUGCAAUCACUCUUUGGUGGAAAAGCCUUUUGCUGCCAAGGAUGAGCUCUUGCUGUGUACUCACUGUUAUUCUAAUGAGUAUUCAUCAAAGUGCGUCCACUGUCAGAAGGCCAUUAUGCCUGGUUCUCGUAAAAUGGAAUUUAAAGGAAAUUGCUGGCAUGAAACUUGUUUUGUUUGUCAGUACUGCCGGCAGCCUUUAGGAACAAAGCCUUUGGUUACCAAAGACAAUGAGAAUUAUUGUGUGCCAUGUUUUGAGAAGCAGUUUGCACGCCACUGCUAUGCCUGCAAGAAGGUGAUAACAACUGGUGGAGUGACCUACCAUGACCAGCCAUGGCACAAAGAAUGCUUUCUGUGUGCUGGAUGUAAGCAGCAACUGUCUGGGCAACGAUUUAUUUCCAGAGAUGAUUAUCCAUACUGCCUAGACUGCUUCAACAAGCUUUAUGCACAGAAGUGUGCAGCCUGCAACAAACCCAUUACUGCUCUUGGAGAUGCCAAAUAUAUCUCAUUUGAAGCACGCCAGUGGCACAGUGACUGUUUUAACUGUGUAAAAUGUUCCAUUUCGCUGGUGGGCCAAGGAUUUCUCACACAGCAGGACGACAUUCUCUGUCGUGAAUGUGGCUCUGCUGUAUAGUUAGAGACACACACUCAUUAUUCUCUCAUGCUGUAACCAAGUACUUCAUUAGCCUGCAGUCAGAAAUUCAUCUAAAGGCCCUAAGAGUUAUUUAGUCAUUCAAGUCACUCUCCAACAGCAGUUCAAUUCUAUCACAGUGCUCAGCUGCCGCAUGCAUGCCUUGUGUCUUGUAACAAGAGUUUUACGCAGUUCUGGUUAAGAAAACAUUUCAAAAGAAAUGUCUGCAUAUAUUUUAAUGGAAAUACAGUAUGUUCGUCCUUGUAAAACAGUGCACUCUGCCGUUGGGAGCUUUAGGGUUUCAUAUUACAUAAUCCAAAAAUUACUAUGAAAAAUCUUUAUUGGGAAGACAUAAUAGGUGACCUUAAUGAAUAUAAAUUAUACCAGUACUCUAUUGAUCCAGACAUUGAGGUGUAAAGUGGUGGUGACAGUAGAGAAAUGCAUCCCCAUUGGGUCACAAUAUUUAAUCUGAACAAUGCCCCUCUGCGCUCUGAACCUCAAGACUGCUGGACAGACAAAGGAGGCUGCUGCCAAAGUAGUCAUUCUGCUAUGUACAGGAGCUGGGGGGGUAG
Molecule: messenger RNA, 1910 nt
Organism: Pelodiscus sinensis (Chinese soft-shelled turtle)
Lineage: Eukaryota; Metazoa; Chordata; Testudines; Trionychidae
Source: RefSeq, a predicted model, not a curated record